GUACGUAGGUAAUUUCUCUGUGAGAAGAAAGGCACAUGAGAAUGACGUGUUUGAAAGCAUUUAUAAACUUCAAAAAAAAAAAUUACCUGGAAACAAGCCUUUCCGUUUCAGAAUCAAUAACCCACAUCUUUCUUUUAAAGAGUCAAUGGAACCAGACACCACUUUUCGAUAUGUUCCUUUAUUUGAUUUUUCUUUUUCAGU
Molecule: messenger RNA, 201 nt
Organism: Funneliformis geosporum
Lineage: Eukaryota; Fungi; Glomeromycota; Glomeromycetes; Glomerales; Glomeraceae
Source: the annotation of a GenBank genome assembly